This is a messenger RNA of Adineta steineri, 438 nucleotides long. The record is from the annotation of a GenBank genome assembly. NCBI's taxonomy places the organism in Eukaryota, Metazoa, Rotifera, Eurotatoria, Adinetida, Adinetidae.
AUGGCCAUGCAAGUCGAAAGUAUAGAUACAAAAUCAGUCAAACGACAUAUUGAAAAUGGUUAUGAACGAAGACUUAAAUGUGAUGAUCUAUAUACAACACCAGAAUCAUCAAAACGACGUAAAUCAAGUUCUGGAGAAGAAGAUCAAACACCUCCAUCACGUGUUGUACCUACAAGUAGUACAGUUGAUGUUCCUGAUUCAACCACUCCAUUUACAGAUUCCUAUGAACAUCAAUUUCAUUCUUCUCAAACACAUUUUUAUGAUCCAAAUUUAUAUGCAUCGCCCUAUUCUCGAUUUACUCCAACAUAUCCAUUUACCUAUUCACCAAUGGGACCAACUUCUUCAACCAAUCCAUUCACAUUAGCAGCAGCUGCUGCAAGUCGUUAUUCAUCACCUUACACAUUUCCGUCACCAUACUAUCAACAUUCAACUUCAUAA